GGAAAUAGUUCAACAAUAUUCAAACUCUGGAUGCACAGUUUGAAAUAGUUAACGAACGUGUGUUAUAAUUAUUAACUAAACCUCUGAAACAAACGGCGUUUACUGUUUUACUGCAGUUGGGAGUUUUUAACACCCCUCGAUAACUCUGUCUCGAGCUACAGCGGUGAAUUGUGGGUAGUGUGGUCAACUGCUGGGACGUUAGACCGUUACUGUUUUGGUCAUCAACGACACAGAAAACUACAUUUCCCUUUACACAUAAGAGCGCCGCACUGUGAUUUGUUUUUAGCUUUGCUCGGACACGAGUGGAACAGUAACCGAGGGAAAACGCGAUCAAGCCAAUUGUUCUUAGACCAGUUUUUAUCUGAACACUCCCACAAGCGCCCAGCUCCUCCGUUCACUGCUGAGGUGAAUAGCUGCCAUGCCGGUGCACCGUGACCGGGAGAAGAAGGAGAGUCCAGCAGAAGAGAUGGAGGUGGAGGAGCACGAGCAGGAUGCUUCCAGCUCAGAGGAGGAGGAUUCCGACACCACCUCUGUCUCUGAGGAUGGAGACAGCUCAGAAAUGGAUGAGGAGGACUGUGAGCGGAGGAGGGUCGAGUGCCUGGAUGAAAUGUCCACCCUGGAGAAACAGUUCACUGAUCUCAAAGACCAGCUGUAUCAUGAGCGGCUUAGUCAAGUGAACAGUAAGCUGACAGAGGUGGAAGCUGGUCGGGCAUCAGAAUAUCUGGAGCCUCUGGCUGUACUACUGGAGAACAUGCAGGUCCGCACUAAAGUGGCAGGUAUCUACAGAGAGCUGUGUCAGGAAUCUGUGAAGAACAAGUAUCAGUGUGAGAUCCAGGCAGCGUGCCAGCACUGGGAGAGUGAGAAACUGCUGCUGCUUGAUACGGUGCAGAGUGAGCUGGAGGAGAAAAUCAGAAGACUGGAGGAGGACAGGCACAGCAUAGACAUUACAUCAGAGCUGUGGAAUGACGAGUUGUCGGGGAGGAAGAAGAGGAGAGACGCUUUAAGUCCAGAUAAGAAGAAAAGAAGACCGUCCGUGGUGUCUGGCCCAUAUAUUGUAUAUAUGCUUCCUGACUUGGACAUCCUGGAGGAUUGGACAGCCAUCAGAAAGGCUGUGGCUACACUCGGUCCCCACAGAGGGAAGUCUGACUCUGAAAGCCCUGUUUUCCCAUUCAGACCCGAGAGAAACAGACCCAUACUGAACUGCUGAGGCACACACACCCUCCAUUCACUCAUUUCGAAUCGCAUAAAAAUACACACUGUGGAACAUUUGUCUGAAUCUUCCGAAAAUCCAUUGCACUGCUCAUUUAACAUCGACACCAGUCGGUAAGCUGCCUCUCGAGCCAGGAGGCAAACAUAACACAGACGAACAGGUUUUAACCUGGAAAAGGAACAGACCAGUUUCGGUUUUCCUGAUUGGAUAAGAGAGUAGUUGUCUUUUAAGACCAUUAAAAGUAAACAAAGGGCUUAAUCCUAAAAUUAUAAUCCAAAAUAAAAAAUGUAAUGUUCAUAGUUCAAUCUACGUCAAUUUAAGGUUUUUAAAGUGGUCAUUGGGUUUAAAAACUGCUGACAUGAUAUAUCAUCAGUGGCAACUAAAACGAACAAAAUCAGGGUUUUAUUUGUUAAUUGGAUUUGAAUAGACAACCAAUACUCCUAUUGAGACACAAAUUAGCUCCUGGUAAGAACUGAGAACACAACUUAAUUAGUCCUUAAACCAUGUUUACAUUUCUAUGACACAAUUUCAGACAGUGCUUUUACAAAGUUUGAUCUCUGAGCAUGAGAUCACAACAAUUUUCCUCAAGUAGGUGCCACAUUUUGGAUUUGGAUCUUUGAAACGACCGGUGCCUAAGGUUUUCCAGUUCUCGUUUACGUGUUGAACGGAUCAAUCCGCUUGGAUCACACACCGUUAAGUACUUUUAACCUCUUCAAACAUGAUUUUUUAUGAGGCUGUUAAUGUCUUUACAUAUUAACACAAGCACACAUGUUUUUUCAACCCAGUUAACACUCUUGAAUACAUGGUGGCCAACAAGUGAUCAACAGUGUCAUGUGACAGUUUUUUUCUUUAUCAUGUUUUACAACCACCAAGAUCCAUCAUCUGCUGUUUAAGAGGUACACCUCAAGUCCUUUGGUUAUCCAUCAGUCUGGACAUUGCUAUUACUUCCACAAAAAGAGCCUUUGCAGACGUCUAAAGUUCAGUUUUUCUGGGCUCGAGCGUUCAGAGGAUUUUUCUUUCUUUCAGUAUUUAAACCAGAAAGUCACAUUCAUGACAAUCGUGCGUAUUUGUAAACACUCGUUCCAAUGACAAAGGAGGAAAUACAUGAACCUUUUCCAUUGUGCCAUGUUUUUUUUUUUCUUUUUAUGUGGACCAGUUUAAAUAUUUUGUUUGAGAUUAAUAAUCAUUCUUUGUGAUGGUGUUUUGAAUAGUUAGGUGAACAAAGUUUGUACAGUAUUUAGUUUUUCUCAGAGAGCACACAGCAGUGCCUACAUUGGAAAUAUCACCAUCAGGGUGUUUUUGCUUUAGUGGUGCAUCUUGCAUUUGUAGGAAUCGCUUUGACUUGGAUCCGACAGAGACAGCAGUGUAAUUAAAAUGCAAGAUAAGUGCAUACAUAUUCUAAUGUAUUAAAGAGAGUUUAGAGUUAAACCAUCAGAAAGGAAUAAUAUUCUAAUUAGGUUUAACUUAAUUUCCAACCACCAGUGUACAUUUGUGCACCACCUUCUCGGUUGUCAAUGUUGUGAGUCGAGCGUGAGGCAUUAACAGAUUUCAACAGAUCCUUAGGCAGGACCAUAAAUACUGUUGAUGGGAUACCUGGCUUUUUUUUUAAACAUCUGUUCCGCCAUCACUGAGCUCUUUCAGUACAAGAAAGACGCUCAAUGAGUGCAACCCUCGGCUUUUGGACCUCACUUUCAUUUCUUUCCUUUUAUUUUGACUCCAGGCCAAAUGUUUCACAAUCAACAUAUGAAGCGUUAAGCGCAAAAUACAGAGGUAUCCCUUAACAAAUGUUAACAAGGUUUUAUUCUUGUAUCAUUCUCUGCCUAUUGUAUCUACCUCUUCUCUCUUUCUCUCUGACUUGUAAAGAAAAAAACUCAUUCAUUACUCAUGAACAUGCAAGUGCUUCCAUUGCUAUGCCCAUAUUGAUUUUUAUUUUAUGGCAUUGCUGUAUUUUUAUGGCUGUGAUUUGUGCAGAUUUGUCAGGAUGUUUUCUUAAAAGCCUGCAUCAAUAACAGAUAAUUGCAUAAAAGCAGAAGGAACCAAACCAUAUUCCUCCAACCUCACCCCUCCACUGAAUCUUCACAGUUGUAAUUCACCUUUGUUAUACAGGCUGACGAACAAACUGCCAUUUCAUUGUACAGAUUAUUUUAUAUGUAAACCGAAUUUUGAAUAUGAAGGUGGUGCGGAUGUGAAAUAUUAGAAUUGAUAUUUUUCAACAGUUCAUGUUCAGUAAUGCAUCGGUCACAUUUAUGUCUUUUUCGUUAAAGACGUGGAUGGGUUUUACAAUAAAACAUUUUACUAUUA
Messenger RNA from Platichthys flesus (European flounder), 3511 nucleotides. RefSeq names its product BRMS1 like transcriptional repressor a (gene brms1la). Gene Ontology annotation, molecular function: histone deacetylase binding. NCBI's taxonomy places the organism in Eukaryota, Metazoa, Chordata, Actinopteri, Pleuronectiformes, Pleuronectidae. The coding region runs from base 419 to 1207 and encodes 262 amino acids. Gene Ontology annotation, cellular component: Sin3-type complex. The record is from RefSeq and is a predicted model, not a curated record. Gene Ontology annotation, biological process: negative regulation of transcription by RNA polymerase II. The transcript has 9 exons.